This is a messenger RNA of Hemibagrus wyckioides, 2835 nucleotides long. Its product is annotated as protein turtle-like. Gene Ontology annotation, biological process: T cell activation; interleukin-15-mediated signaling pathway; positive regulation of ERK1 and ERK2 cascade. The record is from RefSeq and is a predicted model, not a curated record. Lineage: Eukaryota; Metazoa; Chordata; Actinopteri; Siluriformes; Bagridae. The transcript has 3 exons. Gene Ontology annotation, cellular component: membrane raft; external side of plasma membrane. Gene Ontology annotation, molecular function: MHC class II protein binding; protein tyrosine kinase binding. The coding region runs from base 1371 to 2066 and encodes 231 amino acids.
ACUAAAUGUGAAAUGUGAAUGUGAAAAUAAAGACAGAGUUAACUGUUAGAAAAUCACUUGGGUGUGUUUGAGAUUUUAUUGCAAAUGACAGGUCAUGUAAUGUUAAUGUGUCCAUCACUGGACUGAGAUGUGGCCUUCACUGGACUGAGAUAGGCUACUUUACUUCAACCUGUGUUUUAUAUAAGCAGAACAUGGAGAGGUGUGUGAAAGCUCUUCAAGGAGUUUGAAUGUCUGGGUUUUCGUUUCAUAUCAAUCAGAUCAGAAGUAACUAGCUACUUGAGUAGUUUUUUCAUUAGAUACUUUUUUACUCUUACUCAAGUAACUAUUAAGAUUGUGACUUUUACUUUUACUUGAGUAAAUAUUUCUAUAAGUACUUGUACUUUUACUUGAAUACAGAUUUUGGAUACUCUACCCACCUCUGUGUAAUACACUGAUGUUACCGCUAGAGAUCAGAUUCAGACCAGAUUCCAGUUUCAGUGGAUAGCAUCAAGAAAUCUGGACUGUCCACUGGUUUGAAGGGGUUUAAAUUUUCAGUAGUUCUCUGUGAUUAUUAACACAUAAUUUACAGUGAUUACUACAUUGAUUAAAUUUAUAGUAGUAUUUUAUUCUGGGGACUGAAGGAGACACCGCGUUAAUCAGAGCUUCUAUGUUUCAUUUUGGACAGAAGGGAGAUUCCUCCCAUAAUGUAGAGUUCACUUACAGUAUGUAUGAAUUAAUAUUUUUCUCAUGCAUGAAUAUCAAUGAAUUCAAGCAGCUGCUCAAUUUAGAGGUGUGUGUUAUAUUAAGAUAAUGUAAAAUUACAUGACAUCCAAAAACACUUAAGUCAUGUUGGUCCAAUAAUCACACUGUAAUGUCUUCAUGUUCACAUCUAAAUGUUUCAUCAGUCUAAUCUAAAGUCUAAUCCAAUAGUCCAGCUCCACAGUAGACCUGCCCUGUUUACUGAAAGAUAUUCUAGUUUCAGGUGUAUACAUUUCAUUACACACAAGGUACUGAUGGAGUAAAGUUCAGAGUAUCACCUAAGCAGCAGUGUACAUGUGCUUCUUUCAGAGAAAGUUGUAGUCACUAGUGUGAGAUCUUUCUUUAACAUUCUCAAAAGUCUGCAGCGUUUGUUUCUGGAACCUGGUGAGUUUUGUCCCUUGGUUCUGUUUGUUUAAACAUAUACAAACACAGCAAUCACGCUCAGAUCCACACCAAAACACUCAGGCCGAGAUCACCUGAACGUGAUCACCUGAACGAGAUCACCUGAACGAGGAUCGAUUUCCAAAAGAAACAGCUGUAAAUUCUGGACAGGAAACUGUUCUGACUGGAGUGUGUCACAUGUUCAAAAUGUCUAUUCUGAUCUGUUCUCUGAUCUGUUAGUUUACCUGCUGAUGGAGCAGUGCCAAGCCUUCAUCUUCAGAGAGUCGAUGGUGAAUAAACCCCUGACCCUCCCGUGUAGCUGCUCAGGACAUUGUCCAGAGGUUCGGUGGAUCCGCUUCAUUCCUAAAAGAGCCAUCGUUGCUCAGAGUGGGAUGUGUCCCAAACAACAGCAUUCACAAAGCAGAUAUUCAGUGUCAGGAGAUACAAGCAGAGGAGAUUUCUCCCUGACCAUCAGUUCAGUAGCCUACAAUGAUGCCGGCUCCUACAUGUGCAGCUGUAAUGGACAAUCAGUUACUGAAGUAAAGCUGAAAGUUAUCGUUCCGACAUUUGUAAAGGCUUUGGAGGGGGAGAACGUCACCCUCCCGUGCUACGGAGACACUCGACAUGACGUUAAAGAUGUAAAAUGGAUGAAAGAUGGACACAGGGUUCUGCUGUACACUCCUGCUAACAGAUCGGUGACUAAUGAAAGCAGAUUUACGAUGUCAGUAGAAGGCUUUCUAGACGGUGAUCUCUCUCUCCACAUCAGUCCAGUUCACCCGUCUGAUGCAGGAUUAUAUCAGUGUCUCAUCCAUGAUGAAUCUCAGGACGGAGAACCAGGAGCUGUUUUACUGAAGGUAGAAGGGCUACAACAAUUCACAACCAACAACAGCGCUCCAGUUUCAGUACUGCAUGUGCUACUAGGAUUGUUCAUCAUUUGCACUGUAUGAGAAAGCAGAGACUGAUCCAGAUUUAAUCGAAGAUAUGAAUUAAUAUUUAGCUUUUAUUUUGUUGUAUUAUUGUCCUGUGUGUUUAGUACUGAAUAAAAUUAAAUUAAAAUAUUUUGAAUGAGUAUUUGAAUAUCAAGUAAUCACACUAACGUCCAGGUCGUUUUAUUUGUUAAAAAAGACUAUGUCCACUAGAUGGCACUAGAGUACACAAAUUCUAGCUUGCAUUAUUCAUUUAAAUCUGUUUGAUUCUUUUUUCUCGAUUUCCUUCGAUAAAGCAUCAUGAAGAGAAAUCCCCGUUUUUUUUUCUUUUUCUUUUUCUUUUUUUUUUUUUUUACAACAACAAAGUACUUCAUAAAAAGGAUUAUGUUUGGGUUAUAAAAAGAGCCACUAUAUUAACUCGACUUAAGACAGUUGGGAUUCAAGAGUCGACUCAGAAUCAGAUUCAGAAUCGAUUACUCACAGUGACGCUAUUCGGAAAUUUUGCUAGUCUGGAGAUGUUCGACUUGAAAGACAUCACAGCUAGAACAUAACGGUUAGAAGCUGUAUUAUACGUAUAUGUAAUUAACAUUGCAAUGUUUAUUUUAUUAAUUCUCGUUCCUGUCUUUCCAUGAAUUGUUGUGCAGAAUCGACUCAAAUGAUUCAGAUUCAUUCAAAUCAGAAUCAGAAUCAACUCUCAUUUUGACCAUCCUAGAUCAGGUACAAUGUCAUUAGAGUAUGUGGUUCUAAAAGAGUAAGAUUUAUUUGUAUUUGUACUUGGGCUUGUUUCAGU